Apis dorsata (giant honeybee) is the source of this 4235-nucleotide messenger RNA. It is a transcript of the gene Ret, whose product is annotated as proto-oncogene tyrosine-protein kinase receptor Ret. Gene Ontology annotation, molecular function: ATP binding; transmembrane receptor protein tyrosine kinase activity. The transcript is spliced from 20 exons. The record is from RefSeq and is a predicted model, not a curated record. NCBI's taxonomy places the organism in Eukaryota, Metazoa, Arthropoda, Insecta, Hymenoptera, Apidae. Gene Ontology annotation, biological process: protein phosphorylation; cell surface receptor protein tyrosine kinase signaling pathway; multicellular organism development. Bases 839 to 4228 code for a protein of 1129 amino acids. Gene Ontology annotation, cellular component: axon; signaling receptor complex.
CUUAUUUAAGUUAGAUUUAUAUAUGAUUUCGGCCAUUUACAAUAUGGAUAAUUGCUCUUGUUUUUGAUAUAAAUUGCAGAAUACGCAUGUUUUGAAACAUUAUCUUGACACAUGUCUCUUUCUUCCAGAGUUGAAACAGUUAUUGCGAGUCUGUAUCUUGUUGAACCUCAUUCUAUUGUCCCAAUCAUUGGUUUUGUGUUUGCAACAUGGAGAGAUAAAAACAAUUCGUUAAUUAAACACAAUGUGUUUCAGGAAGAGGAGAAUAUAUGACGCUGUCCCCACUAUUUCUAGAUUAAGCAGAUGUAUGUCACGUGACUAGGUAUCUAGCAAAGCCAAGCAUGUCUGCAACUGUGUUUGGAAUUUGUCAUUAUUAUUAUUAUUUUAGAAAAUAUUAUUCGGUGGUCUCUUCUGCGAUGUCCAAAAUGAUGGCGUCCUCCAUAUAUGUACUUUUUCGAAACAAUUGGUCGAUGCAAUCUUUGAAAAUCUUCUAAACAGCAUAUUUUUUUGGAAUUGGAUCAAGAAUUUUUCCAUGAGUUAUCAUAGUCCUAUUGCUUAUCAUAAAACCUAGCUCUACUUUCCGCAGUCGAAUUUGACCGUAAGGAUACCGUACCUUCCGCGAAAUGGAGAGGAAUUUUCGUGGAAGUUGAAAUUGCUCGAGCUGAGGACUCUUCGAAACGAUUCGUCCGAACCAAGUCACGCAAAGUAUCGCAUCAAGGUACCCCACGAACAAAUUGCUUCGAUAGAUACCGAAACGAACACUCUAUUGUUGCACAAUCUUUCGAAAGAAGGUAAGUAAAUUAUGCUUUGAACGGGUAUAUUAUGGUAUUAUGGUGUUUCGAUGCUUAAAGAUACAUUUGAAAAUCAUACGAUCGUGGUACUGGCGAGAGAAAAUGGCAGCAACGAAGCCAUAUUGGAAAUCAAGGUGAAACCAUCGCGUGUUAAUGGAAUGCAUAUUAAUUGCACAGAUUACGUUCAGGAUAUGUGUUUUUGGAAUACAUCAAGAUAUAGAAUUUAUGAAAAUCAACCAAUUGCGAUGAUCGGCACAUUUGGACCUGGAUUUUAUACUAAUAUUUGCCCGAAUUUUCAUGUCACCGAUUACAAACUAUUAAAUGGUACAAAAUAUUUUCACGUGACGAAAAACACAUUAUUCUCUAACGCAUUACUGGACAGAGACUCGUUGGGUCCAGCACCUGGAGGGCCAGGUCCCCGUGUCGUCCUUCAAGUUCAAUGCGUCGUUUGGGAAGAAAUCACCGGUAUACAAUACGCGCCCAUCAACACUUUGCAUAUUGAUAUUUUGGACCAAGACGACAAUCCACCGAUGGCUCAGGGAAAUGAUUCCAUAGCUAUAACGCUCCAAGAAUUCACCACGGGUGAUAAAUUAGUAGACGACAACAAACUAAUACUAAAAGAUGCGGAUACGGAAAGCAGCAAUAGAUAUACUAUUCGCAUUCUCGGUGAUACUAAUGAUGCUUUGAACUUCACUUAUAACACGUUGCCAAUCGAAGCUUCGAAAGGAGUACCUUAUACCGCCAUAUUUACAAGAAUUUCCGCAAAAACCACUCUUUUACCAAAGUCUCCUUAUCGGAUCAUUCUUCAAGUAAAGGAUGAAUCUCUCAUUCCAGGAUAUGGGGAAAAUACGUUAAACAUCACCCUAACUUUCUACGGACCGGAACAUCGAACAACCACGACAACCUUAUCGCCAAUACCAUCGAACAAACAGCAAUCGUUUUCCUAUCCCUCAAAUGUGAAAGUUGCUCGAAUCGCAUCUCGUUACACCCGAAUCACCAAACCAACUAGCGAGCCGCAUCCUUCAAUAACAUUUAACGUUCAGGGAUCAAGCGCAUUCGCUGUCACAUACAGAGGAGGUAUAGUCUAUGUUGCCAACGAAGAUCUACUCAAAACAGAACCAUCUAAUUUACUGCUUAAAGUAAAAUGGAACGGAAAAGAUCGCACUUCCUCGAAGACUAUAAGAAUCAACUUGACAACGUCGAAAAUGGAUACGUGCAGCAACCACAAAAUCACUCGAUUGCAUUCCUGCGCUAAUGCGGAAACACCAGAGGACUGCGAAUCCAGCUGCGGGGUCGCCAGUGGAUUUUAUAGCAGAGGCAACUUUUCCGGGCAAUGCAUGUGGAGAUGGAACAAACGGUCGAAUCAAGUUUCCAUGAUGUCCGAUCAUUAUCCUACUUGCUCCCCGAAUUUGUCGUAUUGCCCCGACAAUAUGUGCGACGAGCUCGAACAAUUGGAUCCUCGGAUUUGCCCACAGGAUUGUACGAUUGAACCGGAUGUGCACUUCGCUGAUAUGAACAAAAAUGGACAUGGAAUCAAAAGUGGUUUAGGAACUUGCGCGUGCAACGAUGUAUUGCAAUGCACUUGCAACGUGGAUCGUUUUCGUAUAAAAGAUACUGAGAAGGGUAAUAAAGAAAGAAAAGAAUCAAAAGAAGAGAAGGAGGGAAAAUUGCAAAAUCAAGAAGAUAAGAUUGUUGUGACUGGCGCUCGAAAAGCGUCUCAUGGACCAUGUGGACCUAUUUGUAUGAUAGGCGUGAUUGGAGGCAGUUUCUUCGUGUUGAUAGUGAUCAUUGGUUCUUUCGUCACGUCGAGAUACAGACUAGCUGCAAAAGAAGCUCGACGAGAGGGAAAACGAAGAGUCGAUGGUGAUUCAAAUGUUGUUGGCAUACUAUCCUCGGACUAUAUUGACAGAGGAGAUGGUUUGCUUAUCGGCUUGGACACCUUUACUGCGGCGAGUCGCCAUCUUCUUCUUCCUAAAAUGUCUCCGCCGGAUCCAAAAUGGGAGUUCCCACGAUCGCGAUUGACCAUCGAACAAGUACUCGGCGAAGGAGAAUUUGGUAGGGUGUUACGCGCCAAAGCGAUUGACAUAGGGGGAAUCCCAGGAUCCACAACUGUCGCAGUGAAAACAUUAAAAGAAAACGCGUGCGCUUCCGAAUUGGCAGACUUAUUAUCAGAAUAUCAGCUAUUAAAAGAGGCUCAACAUCCGAACGUGAUCAGAUUGUUGGGCGCUUGCACCACACCCGGAGCUCCUGUCUAUCUCAUCAUUGAAUUCGCGGAGUUUGGCUCGUUGCGAAAUUAUUUAAGGCGUAAUCGACAACUGGAAUCCGAGGCAAGAACUGAUGGAUGUUCGGCUUUAUCUAACGUCACUGUUGGUGAAACAAAUGGAACAUCCGUUUAUACAGUUACGCCACGCGAUAUCCUCUCCUUUGCUUGGCAGAUUAGCAAAGGAAUGGCCUAUUUAGCCGAUAUUAAGUUGGUUCAUAGAGAUCUCGCAGCCAGAAAUGUAUUACUCGCAGCGGAAAAAGUUUGUAAAAUUUCUGAUUUUGGAUUAACUCGUGAUGUCUAUGAAGAUGAUGCGUAUUUAAAACGUAGCAAAGGACGAGUGCCGGUAAAAUGGAUGGCACCUGAAUCUCUCGCGGAUCAUGUAUAUACUAGCAAAUCAGAUGUUUGGAGUUUUGGUAUUCUUCUUUGGGAAUUGAUUACUUUAGGUGCAUCUCCUUAUCCUGGUGUAGACGUACACAAUCUCUACAAUUUACUCAAAGCUGGAUACCGUAUGGAAAGACCGACAAAUUGUUCAUUACAGUUAUACAAACUGAUGAUGUCAUGUUGGCAUCAAGAAUCUGUCAUCAGGCCAUCAUUUAAGGAACUUACUAAUCAUUUGGAAAAAAUGUUAGAGGAUAGCGUUGAAUAUUUGGAUUUGAAUCCAAGAACUGUUGACAAUCAGGCUUAUUUUGCUUCACUUCAUGCUUUGGAUAGUCCAUGUAGUUCUGGUAACGAUGCUACCGAAGAUUCUGAAAUCAAUGGUUUGAAGACAGAUGUUGUCAACUACUUAGAAAAACCUUGUUCUGAUACGGUGACUAAGUGUGACAAGAUUGACAAGCUUCAUACUUUUUGGCAAGAAUCUCUAGCGACCUCUUCCGAAAAAUCUGUUAAAUUAUAUAUAAAUGAUCAGUCAUCGAAUUUUCAAGUUAAUCAUUAUGAGAGUCCUAUCAAAUUUAGAAAUACUAGCGUAACCAGUAAUAGCGAAAAUGAUUUAGUCACAUCAACGAACGGACACUUGCAAUCUUAUAUAGAUAUGGAAGGUAAGAAAUUCUCAGAGAUAAAAACAGAAAUAAAAACAAAAACAGAAGAGGAAGCAGAAAUGAAAGAAUUACUUGUUUUUGCCAAUGAAAAUAACAUUGAUGAAAGUCAAUCUGAAGAUGUUCUACACAAAAAAAUCUAACGAAUAU